Messenger RNA from Ostrea edulis (European flat oyster), 3605 nucleotides. RefSeq names its product CDK2-associated and cullin domain-containing protein 1-like. The record is from RefSeq and is a predicted model, not a curated record. The transcript has 9 exons. Gene Ontology annotation, molecular function: ubiquitin protein ligase binding. Gene Ontology annotation, biological process: ubiquitin-dependent protein catabolic process. Bases 119 to 949 code for a protein of 276 amino acids. NCBI's taxonomy places the organism in Eukaryota, Metazoa, Mollusca, Bivalvia, Ostreida, Ostreidae.
GAUGGUUUUCGCUCACCAAUCGUAAAAAUCAAUAUUGCAUGUUCUCGGAAUCGCCUCCCUUGCUGACUUGCGAAAGUAGACGUUACCGUGUACGUUGACUUGUAAUAAUUGUUCAGAAAUGGAUGAGCCUAUGGAAGCGGAGGCAGAUUCUACUCAGCCUGAUUUAGCCCCAGACGAUGAUGACCAUCGAGUAAGACAUCAUCCCCUAUUACGUCCAGGAAGCAUGGUGAUGAUGACAAUUACAGUAGAAGAUUACAAGACACAGUACUGGCCGAAGUUGGAAGGAGCCAUAAAUCAGCUGCUGAGCAUGACUCCCGGACAAUACAUACCUAUUUCUUAUGAACAAAUGUACAGCUGUGUUUACAAAUGUGUUUGUAAGCAGUUCUCGGAGAAGCUUUACACAGAUCUGAUGUAUCACAUGGCUCAACAUCUAGAGAAGCUGAAUGAACAGCUGAAGGCAUUGAUGCAGAGUGAAGAACCCAAGUCUUUCAUUGAGAAGUUCUCAUUUAUUUUAAAUCAGUACCUACAGGCUUUAGGUGGCAUUGUUCCAAUUUUUAAUUAUAUGAAUAGAUUUUAUGUUGAAACCAAACUAAAAACAGAUUUGAAUGAGGAGCUGAAGAAAUUAUUUCAACAACACGUAUUAGAUCAACAUGUAGAAUUUAUUCUGUCCUUACUGGAAGAGGCCAAUUCAAAGCCAUUCACCAUAUCUCCUCCAACCAUGGCCAACACUGUCAAGAACCUACACUCCGUCAAUCCAGACUACGCGAAGAUAAAACCCAGCCUCUUCUCCCGCUACCUUCCCACGGUUCUUCCUUCCACCUCCGUUAACGACCUGGAACAAUACAUAGCGGAAACAAAACAGAUGCAGGAGGAUAUGAGGACGCUACAGGAAUUAAGGGGGUGUGACUUCAAACGAAAAAGAGCUGAUGAUGACUUACCGGUAAAAUGAGGAGGAAAUGUUAUGGACUUUGAAAUGACUGUGAUAUUGUUCAGGAAGCCAGACGGGCCUCUGAUUUUUCCUGUUGAUUUGACAUGACUGUUGUAGAAUUCAUGCUCUCCGGUUUAGGAUUGAAAACCUCCAUGCCAAUUAAACCUGCAUUGAUUUGUUUUUACAUGAACUAUAGGCAUUACAAUUGUGUUUGGUAUGUUUCACCUUGUGUUUUAUAAAGCCUUUUGUCAUGUGUUCAUUUCUUAAUCUCGCAAAAAGUCUUUGUUAUCUUUUUUUUUUCAUACUUGAAUUAAGAAUUCCAUUUAUCUAAAGGCUAAAUAUAUGUAUGCAGAGUAUUAGCGAACUGUUUUUAUCUAAAUGUCAUGUUAAUGUAAGAUGUGUGUCCAGCGAGAAAGUGUAUGGUUGUGGAUAAGUGUGCUUUGUAUUGACAAGUAGUAGUUGUAAUAUUGUCAGCAAUAUUGUGACGAGAUUGAUAGGUGAAAUAUUCUGCUGUUGAGUGAAAAUGUACACUUUUAGCUUGGUAGAGCCAGAAACUUAAAUGGGCUUUUCUUGUUGAAGUUUGUAAACUUUUAACAUGGGUUGUUCAGACCCAUUGUCACUGGGAGGACUCAAGUUUUAAAUAGAAAUGGAUAGGAAGAUACUUUAAGGGUUAUUUUACAGCAUAGAUUGAUAUAUGCCCAAAUCCUAAUCCCUGGGUGGGACCACUUAACCAAAUAUUCACAUAGGAACUUGUUGGAAAUAUUCUUUUUGUAAGAACAACAAAUAUCUAAUCUGAUUAAAACCACCCCAAAAAUCGCUACCAUUACCUGUCAGAGUGAAUUUAAAAGUGGCAUAUAGAAACUGCUUUUGAGAACCUUCUUUGCAAUAUUUAAAUGUAAAGUAUUUACAUGUAGUUAACAAUGUAUCUUGUCUGGAAUAAAGUUGUCUAAUCAUGGGUUUGAGAAGGGGACAUAACUACAGCCCUAAAGCUGACAAAGGAGUCGUGUAUUUCUAUACAAACACGGCCUCUCAGGGGGAACAUUUAUAUGGACAAUGGAGUUUUUGUAUGUACUACAAGUUUAGUUUUCUGUAUUUGAAUUUGGAAGAUUGAAUAAUUAGAUUUUUCCCAUCACUUGAAUCUGUUCAGACAUAUUAGGAAAAACUAAUAGGAUGCUACAUUUACCUAUACUAAUUGUAAAAUACAUUAUAUAUUGUCAAAAAGUCGUGAGAUUUAAUGAAGAUUUAUCAACUAUUAUCAGAAAGUUUACUUUUCAGAAGUAUUGAUAUAUUAUAACUCACUCACUAGACUGUUAUAAAACUGAGUUUAUAUUGACAUUUAGUUUCUGAUAAUCUGAUGUAUUUAAAUCUUAUUUUAUUCCAGUUGUUGGGUGUGAUACAGGUUUUAUUUGGAAAUUAGAUGAAGCUUUGUUGAUUCUUCCCUACAUUUCUAUUUACUUACACAAACAUUUCAUGUUUCACAGUCAGGACUAAGUCUCCAGCAAUUUGAAAAUCAACCUUCGGAUCUGAUGUUGAAUUUUAUAAUUUUAUGAUUUAGAAAUCUCAAUUGUCAAAGAUCAUUCAGUACUGAGAAUCAGGUAUAUUUACAAUACUUUAUUCUGUGCUGUGAAUUGGGUAAAUUUACGAUUCUUUAUUUUGCUGUAAAUCACGUAACUUUACGAUACUUUGUUCUGUAAUGUGAAUAAUGUAUAUUUGCAAUACUUUAUUCUUUAACGUGAAUAGCAUAUAUUUGCGAUACUUUAUUCUGUAACGUAAAUCACGUAAUUUUAUGAUACUUUGUUCUGUAAUUUGAAUAACGUAUAUUUGCAAUACUUUAUUCUACAUCCCUGCUCUCUAGGAUUUUAACAGAUAGACGUAACUUUCUCCAGUGUUCAGAUUGUUCACUUUUACAUAAAUACAGAACCCAAUUUUUGCAUCAAGACAACAUUGUAAAGUUAUGCAAGUUCUCCCAAAUGAAAUAUGAUCUACAGUAAAGUGAAUUGUCCCAGAAUUUGUAGGAAGGGAGAAGUCAUGAACAGUUUGUGUCGAUCUCCGGGGAUUUUACCACAGACACAAAUUCUGCGAUUUAAGUGAUGUAAUUCUGACAUUAAUGUAGGGAGAAGACAUCUUGUUGGGUUUUUAGGUAUUUCGUGGACAUUUUAGGAAUUUGUAACUUGACUUUAACUGCAGUUAAUCAACUAUUCAAAUUUGGAAUUUGUUUGAAAUCGGCAUUUGGCAAAAAGUAAUUAGUCUUUAGUUUUUCAGGCACUGUCUCAUCAGACUGGAAGCUACCACAUCAAUUUUAUCUCGGCAUAUGUAAAUGGGGAAUAACUCAAUUUCUCUUUCAACCAUUUGAUACAGAAAUGUCUUGAAUAAUGAGUUUAGAAUAAUUGUACAAAAAAGAAUCAAAAUUUCAUUUGAAAAAGAAAGAUAACUCAUGCUACAACUAUUAUUUGAAUAAGGGAUUGAGGGGAGUAAUGGAAAUAGAAAAAAAAUCUGCUGGCUCCAUUAAAUGUUUUUAUGGGCUUGAGAAACUAAAGAUUAUUUUAGUUAUUUUUUUUUUUUUUUUUUUUGCCUUAGUUUUGAACUCCAUGGCUAUUUUAUCAUUUUUUUUUUUCUGUAAAUGUUUGUUGAAUAAUUGUUAUGGUGUACAUUAACUUGAAUAAAAAGACACAUUGAA